Choloepus didactylus (southern two-toed sloth) is the source of this 2423-nucleotide messenger RNA. It is a transcript of the gene HS3ST1, whose product is annotated as heparan sulfate-glucosamine 3-sulfotransferase 1. Lineage: Eukaryota; Metazoa; Chordata; Mammalia; Pilosa; Megalonychidae. The transcript has 2 exons. The record is from RefSeq and is a predicted model, not a curated record. Gene Ontology annotation, molecular function: [heparan sulfate]-glucosamine 3-sulfotransferase activity. Bases 543 to 1490 code for a protein of 315 amino acids.
UGUAGUGCAGGUAGGGGGAGUAAGGAAGGAGAAACCCGGGCUUUUCCCGUCAUCAUCUCCUGCCCUGGCCCCUUACCUCUGGAAGUCCUGAGAGACUGGUCUAUAUGGGCAAGGAUCCGGAUUUUUCACUCGUAGUGGAUUGUAUUUGUUUUUCGCUCCUGUCCGCCGCUACGCUCCCAAACCUUCUGUGCAUGGCAGCCGGGUCGCAGCUCUCAGCGGAGCCCGGAUACGACCCAGUGCCGGGAACCAGGGAGGGGUACAGUCUGCAAAAGUCAAUCCUCUGAAAGAGCAUCCAGGGUAGCCCGGGUGGGGGAGUAAGGUUAGUCUGUUUUUCUUUUGCAUUGGGCAUUGGAUUGGAGUGGAGAGAAGAUGGGUCAUCUUUCAAGGGGAGGGGAUGCUCGAAAGGAGAGAAUUUGAAGAGACAGACCGGAUAUAACUGGAGGCCUGCGAGGUCCAUGCGUCACUGACCCAGAGGCGUUCCCUGCAGCAGCGCUUCAUGCCCCUGCAGCGCCCGGCCCCGUGAAGCCGCCCUGGUGUCCAGCAUGGCCACGCUGCUCCUGGGUGCGGUGCUGCUGAUGGCCCAGCCCCAGCUGGUGCCCUCCCGCCCCGCCGUUCCUGGGGCCGAAGCCUCUGGGCAGCCGGGCCAGCAGGAGCUUUUGCAGAAAGCGACGACCCUCCAGGACGACCUCAGAGACGGCCCGGCCCCCAACGGCUCCGUGCGGCAGCUGCCGCAGACCAUCAUCAUCGGCGUGCGCAAGGGCGGCACGCGCGCGCUGCUGGAGAUGCUCAGCCUGCACCCCGACGUGGCGGCCGCUGAGAACGAGGUGCACUUCUUCGACUGGGAGGAGCACUACAGCCAGGGGCUGGGCUGGUACCUCAGCCAGAUGCCCUUCUCCUACCCGCAUCAGCUCACGGUGGAAAAGACCCCCGCGUACUUCACGUCGCCCAAAGUGCCUGAGCGCGUGCACAGCAUGAACCCGGCCAUCCGGCUGCUGCUCAUCCUGCGAGACCCGUCGGAGCGCGUGCUGUCAGACUACACCCAGGUGUUCUACAACCACAUGCAGAAGCGCAAGCCGUACCCGUCCAUCGAGGAGUUCCUGGUGCGCGACGGCCGCCUCAACGUGGACUACAAGGCGCUCAACCGCAGCCUCUACCACGUGCACCUGCAGAACUGGCUGCGCUUCUUCCCGCUGCGCCGCAUCCACAUCGUCGACGGCGACCAGCUCAUCAGGGACCCCUUCCCGGAGAUCCAGAAGGUCGAGCGGUUCCUGAAGCUGUCGCCGCAGAUCAACGCCUCGAACUUCUAUUUUAACAAAACCAAGGGCUUCUACUGCCUGCGGGACGGCGGCCGGGACCGCUGCUUACACGAGUCCAAAGGCCGGGCGCACCCCCACGUCGAUCCCAAGCUGCUCAGUAAACUGCAUGAAUAUUUUCAUGAGCCAAAUAAGAAAUUCUUUCAGCUGGUCGGCAGGACAUUUGAGUGGCACUGAUUGGCAAUAAGCUAAGCUCUGAACUUUUCCUAUUGUAAGUUAUCGUGUACAUCUGGGGGGAUGGAAAAGGAAUUUUAAAAGGACAUUUAAGCUAUAAUUUAUUUGUAAAAUCCAUAAAUUACUUCUGUACAGUAUUAGAUUCACAAUGCCAUAUAUACUAGUUAUAUUUUUCUACUUGUUAAAUUGAGGGCAUUUUGUAUUGUUUUUCAAGGUUGUUAACAUUGUGUAAUAUGUCUCUAUAUGAAGGAACUAAAAUAUUUCCCUGCCAAAAAAAGAAAAAAAAGAUUUUUCUGGAGACCCUGUCUUUUUUUUUUUUUUUUUUUUUUGAUGUAAUUAACAUUCCCCCAACUCAAAAUAGCUGAGUUGCUCUUAUUGCAAAAAGGAAAAAAAAAAAGGAAAAAAGAUGUUUUUCAUUGCUCUUAUGCUUCUCUCUCCUCCCUCUCCUUUCUGUAUUGCUCUUUUAAUUUUUAAUGUCUUGACAUGGUCAUCAUAUUUAUUUUUUCCUUGCAUGGUAACUUUUCUGUUCACUGAGAUACCCUGUAUUCUUGGAGGUGAAAAUUUGGCCCAUUCCCGAAGUCAGCACGUUUUCCUGAGUGUUGAUUUUAACCCCUUGUAAAAUCAUAAUGGACAAGCAGUAUUUGGGGUGGGGAAGGAUUAAAUAACUAGCAAGAAGACUCCCUGUGCUUCAUCUUUGUCCCAGAGAGUAUUUGCAGCUCCUCACCUCAGCAAUAGCCAAACUACAUAAAGGUGAUAAACCCCUGAAGGCCUUCUCCAUGAUCUGUGUACUUUGCCCCAUGUGCCAUGGACUUUCUGAACGUCACUCAGAACAGAAAACAGGAAUUGCAAAAUCUAUAUGUGUCCCCAUCCUGCAGAUUUUGUAAAAAUGUGACAAAGGGGUAGCCUUUUGCUUAGACCGGGAGACUGUCUGUUUCU